Theobroma umbraticum is the source of this 1630-nucleotide messenger RNA. The record is from RefSeq and is a predicted model, not a curated record. NCBI's taxonomy places the organism in Eukaryota, Viridiplantae, Streptophyta, Magnoliopsida, Malvales, Malvaceae.
AGAAGAUCCUCAAGUUAAGAGAGAGUCCAAAAUUCUAAAGAGAAACCAUGGGUAGUGAGAAGCUGCCAAUCCAAGACAUGAAGGGAAGAAGGAGAGAUACAUAUAAAUACAACUUCAUUUUGUCCAUAAAACAAGCAAAAGCCAAACACCUCACCUUCGAUCCCUUUUCUCUCUUUUUCUUCCCCAUUUUCCCACCGACAUCUCUCUCCUUUCCUCUUCUUCUAUAAGUUCUAACCCAAAAAAAAGAAAUAAAGAAAACCCUGUCUUUUUUUUUUUUUUGCUUCAAAUUCACACGCAAUUUAUUUUAUUUGUUUACGUUUAUGGGUUAACAGUAAAUCAUUUGAAAUUAUUUAUUAAAAAAAUAUAUUGAAAAUGUACACAUUGAAAGAUAAAGUAGCGGGAAGUCUUUCACGUUUGUUUGCAGAUUCACCGAAUCAUUCUUCUGCUUCUUCUGCAUCUGAUCUUUCUCAGGCCAGAUGGUAUUCCAAAGGCUCAAAAUCAUUGUCUUCAGUUUUUUCUUUCAUUAUCCCUUCAGUAAGCUUAGGUGGGUCUAAAUCGAAUGAUCAUGAUCUCAAGCCAAUUCAGUCACAUCCUGUUAGAUGGAAAAAUAAGACAUUUGAGGUGCAAGAUGAACCCCUGGAUAGAUGUGAAGAAUACACUGCUACUUAUACCAGUGAAGACAUAAAAAAGGUUUGUCAAGAUAAGAAGAGCAAUUGGACAGAUAAUGACAUUAAGCAAACAGUUAGUCCUUGUGGUGAGGAAAAGGACCGUGCCUCUGAAAGGAGCAGCAGUGAUUCCGAUGAAUUUCAAGAAGCAAGAGAGCAACAGAGUCCAGUAAAGUCUUCACCAAAUCUCGCUGAUGAAUCUGUGUUUAUUAACUGCGAUUUGUAUGAAUUCUUGGUGUCUUCCCUUCCCAAUAUUGUUAAAGGGCGUCAAUGGGUGUUGUUGUAUAGUACGUUGAAAGAUGGUAUAUCACUUCGUACUCUUACUCGUAAGAGUGCCGAGCUUCCUGGUCCUUGUUUGCUGAUUACUGGAGAUAGGCAAGGAGCUGUCUUUGGUGCAAUGCUAGAAUGCCCCUUGAAACCUACACCAAAGAGAAAAUAUCAAGGAACAAACCAGACAUUUGUAUUCACAACCAUAUAUGGUGAACCAAGGCUAUUUAGACCAACCGGUGCCAAUCGUUAUUAUUAUAUGUGUUUGAAUGACUUGUUAGCACUUGGUGGUGGUGGUAAUUUUGCUUUGUGCUUGGAUGGAGAUCUAUUAAAUGGAACUAGCGGACCUUGUGAAACAUUUGGAAACUUAUGUUUGGCUCAUAAUGAAGACUUUGAGCUAAAGAAUGUCGAGGUAAUUAUAGCUUCCUUUGACCAAUUUCAGUUUCUGAUUUAUCUAUAUCCCAACAUUGAGUUUAAGACGAAAACACGAGUAAUUAUCUGAUUGGAUGCUGAUUGAAUUUAACAAUGAGUUGGAGUAUCAUUGACAAGGAAUCCCUGUGCAUUUCUCGUCAAUAUCCUGUUUACAUUUUUGGAUCAAUCAUCUUUCCUUUAGAUUUAUCAAGUUGAAAUUUUUGCAGGUUUUCUCCCUUUUUAACCCAUUGUCUGAUGGUAUAUUUGUAUUGCAUGUGCUUCUAACU